This is a messenger RNA of Pollicipes pollicipes, 2066 nucleotides long. Its product is annotated as polypeptide N-acetylgalactosaminyltransferase 2. Gene Ontology annotation, molecular function: polypeptide N-acetylgalactosaminyltransferase activity. Lineage: Eukaryota; Metazoa; Arthropoda; Thecostraca; Pollicipedomorpha; Pollicipedidae. Gene Ontology annotation, cellular component: Golgi apparatus. Gene Ontology annotation, biological process: protein O-linked glycosylation. The record is from RefSeq and is a predicted model, not a curated record.
CGUGCAGGAGCGGGAGGAGCUGCGCCAGCGUCUAAGCUGCCACUCGUUCCGGUGGUACCUGGAGAACGUGUACCCGGAGCUGGCCGUGCCGGACGUGGGCGACCGCGAGCACGGCUCCAUACAGCAGGGUAACGUCUGUAUGGACACGCUGGGUCACAGCAAGAAUGACACAGUGGGUCUGUACACCUGCCACGGAACGGGCGGUAACCAGGCCUGGUCAUACACGGACCAGCAGACCAUCCGCCACCUGGGCCUGUGCCUCACGCUGCCCGGCGGCCGGCCCGGCACCCAGCUCCGACUGCUGCCCUGCACAAACGGCCACGACCAGAAGUGGGAGCGGCGCGCCGGUGCGCUGCGACACGUGCUGCGGGACCUGUGUGUGGACUCGAGCUCAGCCGGCGGCGCGCUGACGGCGGCUCGCUGCUCGCCGCGCGCCCGCAGCCAGCGCUGGACCUUCAUCACUGGGCGGGCGUGAUGCGCUGGCUGGCGGCGCGCUGCUCAUCAGGACCUGGCGGCCGGCUGCUACCUCCGACGGUAGUGCUGCUGCUGUCCUGGACAAGGCCGUUAUCAUGUGGCACAGAGGUUUUGUCAUUUUGGAGCGAGUUGCUCUCCUUUGGGAGCUCCCACCCAUUCGUGUCAGCGGUAUCGUCUCAGCUGCAGGGGAAGGGGCGGGGAGCUGGGGCAGUCUGGCCGGCCAUGGCCGGGCCGCGGCUCCGCCAUGUGACGCCAACCUGCCGAGUGGGGGCCGUGUGUGUGGGUGUGAGACGCACGUGGGGCACAGGCCGCCCGGCGCGUCAGGUCGGCUGGCGCCCCCAUUCCCGUGACCUGUGAUCAGUUGUGACGUCGCAGUAUGGGCCCGUCGGGAGGUCUCGUAACCGGUGCGGCGGAUCGCUGGGGUACCUGCUGUGUGUGCCGGUCGCAGGGCGCGCGCCCGCCGUUGACGGGAGUUCCCUAUGGACAGGGACGCGUUGACAGAGGCUCUCAUAGCUGCAGAUCGGGCAGCCGCUCGCCCCUGCUGAUGACUAUGGCGAACAUUCAAGCACUUCAUCAGCAGGUGGUCAUAUGUUGUGAGCCGCAUGCGUGGAGCUUGUUAGACAACUUUUGCCAUCGUAUCAUGUAGUGCCGUGUGCACAUGACUCCGCUGGGGAGGCUCGAUAUCUUCCCGUCGGUGGUUCCAUCAGUGGUGUCCUUAGGCGCCGUUAAGAGUCAAAUGUUUCAUGAUUAUGUAACUGUGAUACCCGAGUUGUAUUAAGACGACACGUUUCCCCGGGCCAGCCCCGUUCCUGGCGGUGGUCGCGGGGCUCUGGUAGCGCCACUUGCCACGUGUGAGCGUGCGGAGGAGGAGGCAGGCUUCCAUUCCGACAAUCAUCGAUGUCUGAGCGCCGGCGAUCUCCGCGUAGUGUCAGAACGUGUGGCCGAACAGGGGGCAACAUUGGCGGGUGAGUGCGUGCAGGGUAAUACGCCUGCGCUGCUGGUGUGGUCACCGAAGCUGACAACCUCCGGCAACCAGUCAUGUGCCGGGUCAACGAUGAGCUUAGUGGUGGAGCUUUCCUGUCGCUGCCGCCGACAUCCCCGUGGGUUGAGCGGCAGCCGCCGUGGCCGCCGCCGGCCGAUGACGGAACACUAACGAAGUGUCAGUGGUGCGCGCUGGUGUCCUCCCGCGUGCCGAGCUGGUGCUCCCGGGCGGUGGGAGGCGGCGCGAGAUACGCGCUGGCGGCCACUCCUGAACCCUGACCAGUACAGCUAGUCAGCUGCCAACGCGGGCCCGUUUUCGGGUGUCGACUAUAGUCAUCGCCGGUCGCAGUGCAUAAUACACCCUUCGUUUUGUCCGCGGGGUCUUGAAGUGAGCAAGUGCAGCAGAUGUCGAACGACUCACGGGAACUGAUGAUCGGCCAGCUUAAGGAGUUACCAACGCGGCGCGCCGCAGCUGGGGCGCUGUACGGCUCAGGUCGUGGUGUUGUUGGGCACUGCUACUCGGCUCCGGCCUGUGUUAUUCGUGGUCGCCUCGAUAGCUCAGGUGCUUGGAGCGCCUGUAUUCCGCACCAGCCACCGGGAUGGGUUUGGGU